Messenger RNA from Puntigrus tetrazona (Sumatra barb), 1572 nucleotides. RefSeq lists its product as uncharacterized. NCBI's taxonomy places the organism in Eukaryota, Metazoa, Chordata, Actinopteri, Cypriniformes, Cyprinidae. The record is from RefSeq and is a predicted model, not a curated record. Bases 775 to 1383 code for a protein of 202 amino acids. The transcript is spliced from 3 exons.
CAUAUGCGCUUAUUUUGAACCGGUUACGGAUGAUAAUGAUACUGCUACUACUACUAAUAAUGCUAAAAUAUAUAAGUAUUUUUAUUGUAGCUUGUGUGAUAAAAUAACAAACAUAGAUCUUAAACCAUGCAUAUCUAUGCCAAUCAGGCCAUAUUCAAUUUUUGAAAACGAGGCUGUGUGUCACUGAAGUACAGUGCUUUUAAUGGAUUGCACUGUUGUUAGGAUUGUUCAUCUGAUGAAAUGUAGUUUCCAAAAACUUUAAGUGGACCAAAACUGCAAACGCCAAGUUUGUAAAAACUGCCGCUAAAACUGUUUUCAUCAGCGUUUAAUUCAAUAUGGCGCCUGACUGUUCAUUAAAAUGAAAUGGAAAAUGAACACAAACCGUAUUUGUGCACACGGGAUCACUGAGAAUGUGAUGGAAAUCACGUGAAUCACAAGGUGGACACUAACUUGGUCAAGCAAACAGCAAUGUCACAGAAAGUAGGACGGAUCGAUGUGUCAUGACCCUCAAUAUAGAACAGAACAAAGGCUUCAAAAUAUGAAAAUGUGUAAUUUCGAUUUCUUCUAGGAUAAUACGAGAAUGACUCAAUGAACCUGUAAAGAUUAGUCUGAUUUUCAAAGAGGAGUAAAAGGUCUUCCAUCCUGUCUAAAGACAGGCAGUUUGCAGGACCCUCCCUUCCCCAGGAUCGAACCUCAAGCCUGGAGGAGAGCGGCAGUGGGUCUGGCCCCUGGCAGACUGCUAGUCUAACUGAGUCCUGGGCAUCUGUUAGCGACAUGGAGCCAGAGCUUGGAAGUCUAGAGACCAGCGAGAUGGUCCUAGUUCAAGAGGACCGCAGCAAGAACCACUUCUCCACCUCUGAGAUUAUCCACCUAGACGCGGAGCUCCAUCAGAGGGUGGAGUCAGACGAGGAGGAGCUUCAGAGCAGCAUGCUGAGCAUGAUUAACAGUGAGCUGGAAGAGAUUGGAGCACUUCCUGCAGAAUCAGAUCUUAGGCCUCCACAGACUAUGGAGCUCCUGAUGUGUGUGGAGGAGCCAGUCGUGGAGGAAUUUGAUGCAGAGUUGGCUUCUGAGCCGGUUUUCACUCACUCUCCCCUUCUGUCUGAGCCUUUAGAUUUCACACUGGCUUCAGUUCCCAUACCUGAAAUCAUCUCCCAGGUUUUAGAUCAUCUCCCAACCCCCACAGUCACUGUCUCAGAGGAUCCUCAUGCCUCUGAAUCAGAGUCUAUUAAUGCACCUAGUGUGUCAGCGUCAUCUUCAAAAGAGGUUGUUUCAAAGGCAGACCCCCUUUCAGCCGCACCCUUUGAACUCCCAGUGCUGCUGGUUGGUGGCGCCGCCCUGGUGGCCGUAGUGGGAAUACUUACAUAUACCCUGACUAGAAAGUAGCAAGACUGUGUAAUAGUAAUGGUUUCGAAUUGUACAAUAAUUCAACAGAUUGUAUUAUUGACUAUGUGAUAUAAAAAUACAGUGUUAUUAAAUAUUCUUAUUUGUCUUAUUUACAUAUACACACAUACAAGUGACGAAACAGUUUGUGGACGAUUCACCUCAAAAAUCAAAAUAAAAAAAUUUAUUGUA